Molecule: messenger RNA, 2477 nt
Organism: Chenopodium quinoa (quinoa)
Lineage: Eukaryota; Viridiplantae; Streptophyta; Magnoliopsida; Caryophyllales; Amaranthaceae
Product: probable serine/threonine-protein kinase PBL21
Exons: 7
Coding region: 815-1996 (393 amino acids)
Biological process (GO): protein phosphorylation
Molecular function (GO): protein kinase activity; ATP binding
Source: RefSeq, a predicted model, not a curated record
CGUACUAGAAACUCAAAAUUUUGUACAGUCAAAUUGUCAACUAAUCACUUAGGUAAUAAAAAUAAAAAAAAUUGAUGAAACUUUUUACUAAAGUGUGAAUCAGCUCUUCAAAUUAAGAAACUAUCAGCAUUUCAAUUUUUUCGGGGAUUUAUUUCCUUUUUAAUGGUCAAUUAUCAUGCUUUUUCCCUUCAAGAAAUCACAGAAUAUCACAUUAAUUUUCAACACUGAUUUUUGUUUCCUUUCUUAAAAAUUGGUUUUUAGUGAAUUUGUAACAAUUGUUUUGAUGAAAUUUAAUGUGUAAAAAACCCCAAGUUCAUCCUUUUCAAUAUAAAUAUAGGCUGAUUUGUUGUGUAGCAACUAAAAAAAAUUCAGAUUUUAAAAUACAGUAAUUCUCUCUACUCUACUUGAGUUCGUUAAGAUCUGCUUCAAAGGUUUUUGUACUCUUCUGCUUAUCUUUUUCUGCUUAUUGUUCAUCAUUUUCUGGUUGUCUUUUAUUUCUUUCAGUCCUCAAUUUUUUCUCUGAAGUUUUACUUACUGGGUUACUGAGUUUGAAAGUUCUAAGGUUCAAUUUGAAGUUUUUAAGAAAUGGGUUUUGUUCAAUUUCAAGUUUUAAGAAAUGAGUUUUGUUUAAUUUCAUGUCUUUAGUAUAUGGCUGUGUUUAAUUUCAAAUUUUAAGAAUUGGGUUAUGUUUAAUUUGAAAUUUCAAGAAAUGAGUUGGGUUUAAUUUGACUUUGCUGGAAAAUUAGUGCAAAUGGGUACUUAGGGUUCUUGAUUUUCCCCUCUUUUUAAUUUGGAUUUGGGUGUCUUCAAUUCUAUGUGUUUUAGCAGAAAAAUGGGGCUUUUUUCUUGCCUUGCUUUUCGGAAAAAGGUUGUGAAGGUCGAGGAUACUGAUCGAGCUCGAUCUGCUUCUCGUACGUCAGUGAGUAGGCAGAGAAAAGAUAGGGUGCAUGAAAAUGAGAAUGUUAAUGUUCAUGCAAACUUAGGGAUUGCUAAUGCGGCUGCUCAGUUGAGAAGUCCGGCGAAAGCCUUUACGUAUCGUGAGCUCUGUAUCGCCACUGGAAUGUUCAAUGGUGCUAACAUCAUUGGUGAAGGUGGUUUUGGGAAGGUUUUCAAGGGAAGGUUGGACACUGGGGAGAUUGUAGCAAUUAAACAAUUAAAUCAUGAAGGAAUUCAAGGAAGUCAGGAAUUUAUCAUCGAAGUUCUCAUGCUUAGCCUUCUCCACCACCCUAAUCUUAUGGGCUUGAAAGGUUACUGUACGGAUGGUGACGAAAAACUCUUAGUUUAUGAGUACAUGCCUCAGGGUAGCUUGGAGGACCACCUGUUCGGUAACCCAAGUUUGAUGCCUAAUUGGGUUCCCUUGGACUGGAACACGCGCAUAAAAAUUGCUAUUGAUACAGCAAAGGGUUUGGAGUACCUCCACUGCAGAGCUGAUCCACCAGUUAUCUUCCGGGACUUGAAACCUGCAAAUAUACUACUGGACAAUGACUUCAAUGCCAAACUCUCUGACUUUGGGCUGGCCAAGUUGGGACCUGUUGGUGACAAGACCCAUGUCUCUACCCGCGUGAUGGGAACUUAUGGAUAUUGUGCACCAGAAUAUGCCAUGAGUGGUAAACUGACCAUAAGAUCUGAUAUCUAUAGCUUUGGUGUUGUUUUAUUAGAAAUCAUCACUGGACGCAAAGCAAUUGACCCAAGUAGGGGUCGCGCAGAGCAAAACUUAGUUGAAUGGGCACUCCGUAUCUUCAAGGACCGCACAAAAUUUUACAAGCUGGCUGACCCAGCACUGAGGGGUCAGUAUCCUGUGCGAUGUUUCCAUCAAGCCAUUGCAAUAAUUGCCAUUUGUCUUCAGGAAAUGCCCUUACACCGACCCUUCAUCAAGGAUGUCCUUGUGGCGCUUGAAUAUCUGGCUACACAACCUUAUAUUCCUGCAGCUGCUGGUUCUGCAGAACGAAGUCCUUGCAGGCCUUCACCUUCACAACGUGAUCAAAGCAGAUACUAGAAUAAAAAUCUCCUAAAAAGAAAAUGCUAGAUUUAAAGAAGUCGCAACAUCCUAUUUCAACAAUUGUACAAAGUGGUGGGAGUGAAAGAAGUUUGUUUGAGUUAUAUUAUAUGUCUAAUGACUGCACAUAUAUAUUUGGUAUUGUUAGGUCAGAAAGAAUAAGGUGGUUAAAAUUAUUCAGCGUUUUCAGUUUGUGUAUAGAAGACAUAUAUUGGAUUGCUCUGAUUUGUUCGAGGAUACAGUUGCUUCAUUAUCGUGGGCUGCUUGAUGGGUUCCAGAUGCUGUUUGCUAUAGUUGAAUAGGAUACUUUGAGAUUAAGAGAGGAAAAUAAGUAGGUUGGUUUAGCAGAGUUAAUGUUAAACUUUUUAGGGAGUUGAAGAAGCUUUUAGAACUUUUUUUUUUUUUUUUCUUCUUCUUUUCCUUUCAGCUCUUGGCAUGAAAUGGAACAAUUAUUCAGUAGUGUUUGGUUUAUUUGGUACCA